AUGGUCGAUCAACUCCACUGUUCAGGCACAGUGGAAGUGGCAAUGAAUAUACCCGUGCAUCCUCGCCUCUCUAGGAAAGUGACAGGAAGUAUGUUACAAGUUCUUCAGGGGACAGAGAUGGCAGAGCUCAAACGAAAGGCCGGCAAGACCUGCGCGUUACAUCCGAGCCACCAAGCUCCGCCGGAGUCCGUCCUCACCCACUAA
Penicillium chermesinum is the source of this 204-nucleotide messenger RNA. RefSeq lists its product as uncharacterized. NCBI's taxonomy places the organism in Eukaryota, Fungi, Ascomycota, Eurotiomycetes, Eurotiales, Aspergillaceae. The coding region runs from base 1 to 204 and encodes 67 amino acids. The transcript has a single exon. The record is from RefSeq and is a predicted model, not a curated record.